AUGCCCAAAGCAUAUUUCGACCGUGACCCUAUAACUCUACAAGAGGGAAGCCAUGUCGGUGCUCAGAUCGGUGGGAAAAUGAUUGAACCCGAUGAAAUGGAACUUGUUACUGGAGAAGUUGAACGGCUCAUCAUUUAUAAAACUCCAAAUUCCACUGUUGAGCUCAAGUGCACGCAGGAUGUUCGUUUCUUGCCUGGGGAACAGGUUAUCUUACAGCAGCUAGAUCCUGUUAGCUACGCUGCUAUAGGCAUGAAAAGCGGAAAGGAAGUUGAGUUUAAAGAGUGA
Molecule: messenger RNA, 285 nt
Organism: Penicillium daleae
Lineage: Eukaryota; Fungi; Ascomycota; Eurotiomycetes; Eurotiales; Aspergillaceae
Exons: 2
Coding region: 1-285 (94 amino acids)
Source: RefSeq, a predicted model, not a curated record